Molecule: messenger RNA, 291 nt
Organism: Daldinia caldariorum
Lineage: Eukaryota; Fungi; Ascomycota; Sordariomycetes; Xylariales; Hypoxylaceae
Exons: 2
Coding region: 1-291 (96 amino acids)
Source: RefSeq, a predicted model, not a curated record
AUGUCUGAUAGCUCAACAGACAAGCACAUCCGAGUGACGAUAACGAUGAAAUCAGAAGCGGCAAUCGAGCCAUCACUGGAUCUUGGCUUCUUCCUAAAUGUGACUUCACACGGGGCCCCGGAUUUUGGCACAGAUGCCGAGCAGGCCCUUAUCGCCAAGCACACGUUGGCAUACGCUGGACCUUGGUACGUCAGGGAGACCAUAGACGGCUGGUACAGAGCUGCAGAAGAACUAUACGUUGGUAAACGACAAGACGAUGAUGCGAUUCAGGCCAAAAGCUCAGGAGAGUAA